Oryzias melastigma (Indian medaka) is the source of this 2206-nucleotide messenger RNA. It is a transcript of the gene dok6, whose product is annotated as docking protein 6. Gene Ontology annotation, cellular component: cytoplasm. NCBI's taxonomy places the organism in Eukaryota, Metazoa, Chordata, Actinopteri, Beloniformes, Adrianichthyidae. The transcript has 9 exons. Gene Ontology annotation, biological process: positive regulation of MAPK cascade; cell surface receptor protein tyrosine kinase signaling pathway. Bases 987 to 2015 code for a protein of 342 amino acids. The record is from RefSeq and is a predicted model, not a curated record.
AAAGGAGAGAAAAAGAACUAAUUUAAAGCUAUAAAGUGGUAGCAUCUGUAAUUAUGAAUGGCAUCUUAUGAUUUAUGAAGAUGAUGAUGAGACAGAUAGAAUGUGAAUGAACUGCUUUGUAAAUAGGAGUGAUUAUCAAAAAAACAACCCUUAGCCAAAAGUUGUCUAUUUAAGUGUACUACUUGAAGUUUAUUUUAAUAUACUUUAUUCUUAAAUUUAAAAUGUUCUAAUUUAUUCUAGAGAAUUAUUUAAUUAGUAUACUUCCUACAAUAUGCUAAUACUUAUAUUUAUAUAUUGAAGUGUACUUAAAACAAACUUCAAGUGCACCAUUUUUACUAAUGCAGAAAUGUCUGGAAAGAGAAAACAACAGUUUAAUACAAAAUAAAGUGGAGUAUACUAAGAACUUGCGUGCCUAAAAAAGCGUAAUUUAAAACACUGAAUCUUAUCUAUUAUUGUAAAAAAUAAAAAAAAUAUUAAUCAUAGCGAAAAUGCCGUUUUCAAACACAAUUUAUGUAUCUUAAUUUACAUUUUUUUAAACAAGGAGGAUAAAACAUAGUAAUUUCGUUAAAUAUUAUUUUUAUACUUAAAUAGUUGUAAAAAGAAAAUGGUUUUCGUCUUAGAAAAAUAAAAAACGAACAUAAAAGAGCGUCUUUUCCCUUUUUCAGCAGAAAUCUCCACCCCCUUGCUGCUGCUUGGAUGGUGUCGUCCAGGAAGCGCGCGCCGCUCCUCUCCGGCAGCAGUGAACCAGCUGGUGAGCGGAAUGGUAUCUCCCUCCUCUCCCGGAUGGAUCGCGACGCUGAACUCGGACAACCUGAGCGCUAGCCGACUCCGGAGCAGGUUGCCCGCGGCUUCCUCCGCUCCUGCUGAAUGUCACACGGAGCGAGGCUGAAAUUAAAGCGUCCACCGUUCAGAACGAGACUGCUUUGUAAUAUUCUAUUCAUUAUUGUCAUUCUUUCGGACAGGAAGCCGCCCGCUACCCUUUUGCCAUGGCUUCCAACUUCAACGACAUAGUCAAGCAGGGGUACGUGAGGAUACGGAGUAAGAAACUGGGGAUCUUCAGGAGGUGUUGGCUGGUGUUCAAGAAGGCCUCCAGUAAAGGACCCCGACGAUUAGAAAAGUACCCAGACGAGAAGGCAGCAUACUUUAGGAGCUUCCACAAGAUCACCGAGCUUCACGGCAUCAAGAACAUUACCCGGAUGCCGCGGGAGACAAAAAAGCACGCGGUCGCCAUUAUCUUCUGCGAUGACACUUCCAAGACGUUUGCCUGUGAUUCAGAGCUGGAUGCAGAGGAGUGGUGUAAGCUGCUGUGCAUGGAGUGCCUGGGCUGCAGACUCAACGACAUCAGCCUGGGGGAGCCGGACCUGUUAGCAGCGGGGGUGCAGCGGGAGCAGAACGAACGCUUCAACGUUUACCUCAUGCCCACUCCUAACCUGGACAUCUACGGAGAGUGCACCAUGCAGAUCACCCAUGAAAACAUCUACCUGUGGGACAUUCACAACGCUCGCCUCAAACUGGUCAUGUGGCCUCUCAGCUCCCUGCGGAGAUACGGUCGCGAUUCCACCUGGUUCACGUUUGAGUCCGGCAGGAUGUGUGACACAGGAGAGGGUUUGUUCACGUUCCAAACGCGGGAGGGGGAGAUGAUCUACCAGCGGGUCCACUCAGCCACGCUGGCCAUCGCCCAGCAGCACGAGAGGAUGAUGGAGGAGAUGGAAAAGAGCUCUCAGAGCCACUCCAGAGAGACGUUAACCAAGUCCAUCUCCCUGCCGCGCAGUGCCUACUGGCAGCACAUCACGCGUCAAACCAGUGUGGGGGAUCUGUACAGUUACCAAGGGAAUGCUGCUGAGGACAGACUAGCAGACAAAGAAGUUGGGCUUUCGUUGACUUUUAUCCCACGGGCGCAGACUUUCUCAAGCUUUCUAUCUGAAGAUCCGGAGGAGUCGGAGUGUCACCAGGAAGAAGCACCGUCGCCCUCUGGUGGCUGUGAGUCCAGCUGCAGCGUCAGGCCUCUUCAAUGACAGUGAACUGCUGAAACAGUUUUGGACACUGAACCUACCGAAGAUGUACAAAUCUGUAAAUGUAAUAUAUUAUUUCCCAAUUUUUUUUAAUUAUUAUUAUUUGAUUGCAUCAAAGUUUGCACCAAAAAAAAAUCCCUUUCACUGUUUUUUUUAAUGCAUGUCAAACUUCCUGCUUUUCUUUAGUUUUUUAG